AUGCCCCCAAAGCAUGUUACGCGAGACCGCGCGUGGGGGACCCGUUAUGACACCUUAAUAUUAUCGUCACCUCCGCUAUCUCCCUCUACUCAGCGCAAAGACCCCACGACAGCUAGCUCUACACCAAACAGUCCUAGCUCCCAACAUGCCCACGACAUCGCUCAUUCUGUCCCCACAGCUACACCCGUCAAGUCCGAGAACACGUCGCAAGACACUAGUAUCUUCAUUGGAAGUCUGCCGACUACUACAGACUACCUAGAGAUUAAUCGACUCCUGGCGGAGCAUCUUUCCGAGCAUGCUGAGAUUAGGAGCGUCAAGGUCGUUCGCGAUUCCAAAGGCGGCACCUGUGCUUUUGCACAGUGCGAGAAUGCGACCACCGCCGGUCGUUUGCUGGAAAAACUUUUGGGCACCGCUCAUCAGCGCCCUUUUAUGGGACGCUAUCUGCGCUUUGAACAUGCGCGGGCCUUCCGCACUCUACUCGUAUCUUAUCGUAUCCCGCAGCUUACGGAUUCGUCUUUCGAUGGCGACCAUCUCUCGCAAGACGCAGUUCCCCACCACGCCAUGAGAAUAUACAAGCCACCUAACGGAAAGUACUAUGCAGUCAUCUAUGACGCGGAAGCCGUAGACUUUGAGUCGAAGCCCUCUAGUCAGGUAUUCGCUGACGAGACAUCAAAUCCCAACGAUCCUCUCAGUGACGCUGGACUGCUUCUCUCUCCCCUGCGAUUUGAUGGAGAGUCGCUUCGCAAAAUUACGACUGCUUUCGGGCGGGUUGAAAACUUUGGGCCAUUCGUCGCAAAUGCAGAAGGUUCGGCUGGUGUAUUGACGUACGAAGAGCUCCAGCUGAGACGUGUGCACGUAGGACCGACAGAAGCACCAAACCUUCGCGCUCACAGUGGUCCUCGGGCCGCAGAUAUGGAUAAACGCAUUUGGGAGAUCAAAUGGGAGCAUCGUGACGAUUGCAUGAACGCUCAGAUGACUCUACGAAACGUCCCUCACCUCAGUGUAACUUGGGCUCAUCGCUCGUACCCCGACACCGGCGCCGGCCUGGAAUCUCGCUUCGGCAGCCCCAGUUUGUCGUCGUCGCCUCGGUUCCUUCCAGGUUUCCGGCCACGCACUCAAUCCCGCAGUCAAUUUUUACUGGGUGGUGAGCUGCAGCGAGUCGCCCCUGCUAGCUCGAACUCCACAACGACUGGGCCACGGAUUUCCGGCUCGCCUUCCCAUAUCACUAGCGCGCUGUCACCAAAAUCGAUGCCCUUUAUUCCUUCUAAUGCAAACUUCGGUCUGCGCACGUCUUCACCUCCCCCCGUCAACCGGACUUCGAUAGACGCGGAAGGUCAAGACGCAACCGUUGUCGCCAGUCUAUCUGAUGUGGAGUUUCCCCCGCUACACCAGGAGUUCGUGCGUCAUCCCAGGAAAGGUACCCGGCCUCCGACUCUGUCAUGGACGACUCAAGAUAUGCGAACAGAGGCAGAUCCAUUCGCACACAACUCAGCUUUUUCUACGUCUCCGUCCUCGUCCUUAUCCGUUCAGCCAUCCACCCCCACUCCGAUAAACUCGCUCAUGUCCCCAGUCGGUGACAACAGCAUCUCUAGUCACCAUCACCAUCACGACAACGCUGAGCCUGAGGAGAAUCUCGACUCAUAUCAAGAGCAAGAGCUCGCCAUUCCUCCAACACCACCUUUUACCUCGGCAUCCAUUACACCUGUCACGCCCAGGACAGCAUUGUCUUUCCCGCACACUCCGGAGAGUGAGAGGUCCGCGUUUUCCGCGAUGGAACCCUGCGCUGGCGGCAAUGUCCGUAUGCUCUCGAAGGACGGUCGAGUCUCUGAGCGGUUUGACAGAUUUACCAAGGAGGUAGAUCCUCUGUGGAUCUUUGCUGGAGGGCUGGACGUUCUGGGCCCUAAUCCCUGGACAGAAGACAGAGUGCGUGAGGUGUUCAGCAAGUACGGUGAAAUCGAAAGGCUAGAAUUCAAUCGCAAGCAAGGCUCUAGCUGCGCAUUUGCUUUUGUGAAGUAUCCAGACACAGCCGCCAGCGCGAAUGCUGUCACUUCUGAGGAUAUGCAGAUGUAUAACGGUCGGCCUAUUCGCGUUCGACUUCGUGAGAUGUACCCCUCGCGUAACACCCAGAGAUUUCCAAGGUCACGUACUCGGCAGUCAUAUGGACCCAGUACUUUCAGGCGUUCAUUCGAAAGUAUGGCGCAGCUAUGCGAUGAUCUUCAUGUUCAGCCCAGACCUCAACAUCAGGAUCUAUCCCACCGCCCGUUUCAGGGAGACUUCUCUCGGCCUUCGACGCGCGCGGUUCCCGAAGACGUCUCCCAGCCCACCUUUCCAACUAUCGCCACCCCUGGAUCGAGACGCCCCUUAUCCUCUGGCACGCACAGUCCCACGGACGGAACUACGAGCCGGGGGGAGCCCACGCAAGACCGUCCUGUUAGCGCCGCAUCGGGAUCCAUCUCGUCGUCUCCAUCCUCCACAGAGCCGCUAGCAGUCAUGGGGCCGAUGGCACCUCAUGUCCUUGUUACUCCUCAGCAGCUGAUGCAUCCCUUCAUACCAUAUGCAUAUCCGGUACACUAUUAUUCUGGAUACACGGGCUAUCCCAUCCCAACAGGCUAUCGUCCGGGGCCUAGCGGCGGGGAAGCUAACCCAAGCCUUCCAAAUCAACAAGCCGCAUACCAACCGGCGGCAGGGCAAGCUAGUCAGGCUCAGACUCAACCUCCGGUGCGACCCGCUGGGUUUCUUGAAGGCGAUCAGCUCAUUCCUUUGUACUCACCCGAGGCGCUCAAUCAGUACAUGACCGCUUCCGGCCAGGCUCCUUCGCAGUUGUCUCCACCUCACGGCACCUCUGCGAUUCAGCCUCAAUGCGCCCCAACCCCACCCGGCUGGUCUCAUUCCAUGCCAGGCCCGCCGCAAGUACCAAUGUACUCGUACCCAUACCCACCUACCGCGGCCCUCGGGCCGUCUCUCCCUCAGCCGCUCAUGAUGGCAGGCCAAUAUCCCAUCAACACAUGGUCUUCCGCCACCCCGAUUCCUUACACAGCGGCGCCCCAGGGUUUUCCGCUAUCGCAUUCCCAGACUGGGACUUUUCCCCAGCCACCACUGACUCCAUAUUCGAAUUCUUCCACUGCCAUUGCCAUGGCGCCUUCGACGUCGUUCAGAGGUGGUCCAAGCAACACUCAUCCUUUGCCUGCGCAUGCUACUCAGCAGGACUUCGGCAGUGCUCCCAGAGGAUUUCCUCCAGCCGGCCCCAGACGAUUCGCCGGGGGACAUGGACAUGCAGGCCAUUCAGGUGCCAACGCGACUACAGGACAGGGCCAGUUCUUCCGUGGAGUGCCCAGGAACGCCGCCAAUCAAGGUCACCGCAGCUCGCCCCCGCACUUGAAUCGUCGCGGCUCGGGUGGGAUAGAUACGUCUCAAAGUUUCGGUGGGGAUGGGGCGGCACCUGCCCGCGUACAUUCGACCUCGAUAUCUCAGCAACACAUCGCUUCGCAGCCUCAGCUCAUGCAGAUGAGGGCGAGCGGCUCUUAUCCUUCGACGCUGGCUCCGAACGGGCCCAUGACGUAG
Phanerochaete carnosa HHB-10118-sp is the source of this 3561-nucleotide messenger RNA. RefSeq lists its product as uncharacterized. Gene Ontology annotation, cellular component: cytosol. The coding region runs from base 1 to 3561 and encodes 1186 amino acids. NCBI's taxonomy places the organism in Eukaryota, Fungi, Basidiomycota, Agaricomycetes, Polyporales, Phanerochaetaceae. The transcript is spliced from 10 exons. Gene Ontology annotation, molecular function: mRNA binding. The record is from RefSeq and is a predicted model, not a curated record.